AUGGCUGCAAUAAUAAAUUCGAGACCAAGUUCCUUAACUCGAUGUAGCUUGGGUACCGGAAAGCCAGUGCUGUUGCAUAAAAUCGAAGGACAGAUAUCACGUAUAAAUGGCGUAUACUUAUUAAAUAGUGAAGAAGGAGUGUUAACAAUCAGUGAUGAUCGAUCAUUGCGUGUCUACCUGAAACGUGAUAACGAACAAUUCUGGCCAUCUAUCUAUCAUUAUCUACCGUUUUCCCCCAAUUCGAUGUAUUUUGAUGAGGAUAAAUUAAGGCUUUUUGUUGGUCUUAUCAACGGUAGUGUUUACGAGUAUAGAAUAGCACAAGAUAUGAACAGUUUAUCGGAACAACGUCAUUGGAUGGCACAUUUGAGUACGGUUGCCGCUGUACUGUAUUCACCGGAAGCUGAAUUGAUUUUCAGUUGCAGUAAAGAUAAAACGACGGUUUGGCAUUGUUCAGAAACCUCUGUAAAAAUGGGAUCCUAUGCAGGCGAAUCAGGCUUCACGGCAUUGGAAUUCGAUGUGGCAUCGAAAUUUGUUUUUCUGGGCGAUUCUGGUGGUAGUAUUAUUCUGCUACGUUUGAAUGGUUCGGAAGCAAACAUCGUCACCACCCUUUCUGCACAUACAAGUACCAUAAUGUCGCUGGCCUGGGAUUCAGAACGUCAAUUACUGUUUUCAGCAGGAGCCGAUCACCUUGUUAUCAUGUGGGACAUUGGUGGAAAGAAAGGACAAGCGUUUGAACUUAACGCUCACAACAACAGACUAACAUGUCUACGAUAUGCACAGCAUAAGAAAAGGCUUUUUUCGGCAGAUGAGGACGGAAGUUUAGUUUGUUGGGAUAUGACGGCUAAACGCGUGGAGACACCAGGAUGGAAAACGAGUGAUAGCUGUCAGCUCUGCGACUCGCCGUUUUUCUGGAACUUCCGAGAAAUGUGGGAUAAAAAGGUAGUUGGUUUACGUCAACAUCAUUGCCGUACUUGUGGUAACGCUGUAUGCGCGAAUUGCUGUACUAGUACGACGAGAUACCCACCGAUGGGUUAUGAAUUACCGGUUAGGAUAUGCAGCGCUUGCCAGUCUCGAAUGCAACAAUUCCCCGACCAGUUCGACCUUACUUCGCUGGCAGUCAUUUCGGAGCUACGCCAAGGUAUUAUGUGCAUGCAUUUGCAAGAAUCGACAGGUCGUCUUGUUACGGCUGGUUCUGACCGGAUUUUGAUGAUUUGGGAUGUAAAGCAGUUAGUCUAA
Cercopithifilaria johnstoni is the source of this 1236-nucleotide messenger RNA. NCBI's taxonomy places the organism in Eukaryota, Metazoa, Nematoda, Chromadorea, Rhabditida, Onchocercidae. The record is from the annotation of a GenBank genome assembly.